This is a messenger RNA of Ostrea edulis (European flat oyster), 2768 nucleotides long. RefSeq lists its product as uncharacterized. The transcript is spliced from 9 exons. The coding region runs from base 97 to 1464 and encodes 455 amino acids. The record is from RefSeq and is a predicted model, not a curated record. Lineage: Eukaryota; Metazoa; Mollusca; Bivalvia; Ostreida; Ostreidae. Gene Ontology annotation, biological process: signal transduction.
UUUCAGAGAAUCAAAAUCGAAAGUAGAAUUAAAAGCAACGAUUGUUUGUGUAUCGUAUCGCUGUGAUACUAACAGUCUGAUGUGAAUCACUGCAUCAUGUCGUCGGUCCCUCUUCUAUCUAACAACGACGAUGAAGACGAAAUAACUGGAGCUGUGGAAAUAUCUUUACAUUCUUUAAAUCAUGAAGCAAAUGAAAUUGUUGAAUAUUUCGACGAUAAGGAUGCAGAAGAAACAGAAGUGAAAUCUUUGAUCCAGCAAGACAUUGCAGAGGCAGCUAAAGGUAACAUACCACCCCUACCCCCGGGAAAGAAGUACCAUCUAUUUGUGUCUUACAGCUCAGAAGAUAGGGAAGCUGCCAAUACAAUACGCGAUCAGAUGGAAAGAAGAUUUCACCUCAAAUGUAUGGACUUUGAAAGAGAUUUUAUUCCUGGGAAAAACAUAGAUAAGAAUAUUGCUGAUGAAAUGCUUCAUAGUGUCAAAGUUCUCUUAAUUUUAAGCCCAUUCUAUAUUCAGAGUUUUUGGUGUGUUACUGAAGCACGCGAAGCAUGCAACCUCUCUUUCACGGAUGUCGAAAAUCUAAAUGUUAUCCCACUACUAUUAAGACCAUUGGAGAAGGAUUUGCCGCCUUUCCUAAAAUCUUAUGUUUACAUCGAUGCUCAAAAAGAACUAGACGUUCCUGCGAAAAUUUUUGAAGCCUUCAAUCACCCUGGAUCUGUGGACCCAUUACAUCAAGAUAGGUCAGCCUCCACAUACAACAAUGAUAACGGUGUUCUUCUAUGCAGAAAAAUUGCUUGCAAGACAAGGUAUGCAGAGCAUGGCCUGGCCUUCAGAUUCCAGCCGUUUGAAGAAUACGAAGAACAAAGGAUCAGUUUAUUUGACGUGGACUUAGUAGAGUGUGAUCAUCACUACAGUGCUGUAACAAAGGACUUGAACGCCCGAUGCCUUUUCCGGAAUUAUCCUGUCCUGACGUCUGUUAAAUGGCGAUGUGCAGCAAUCUUUUUCCUGUUCCUAAGUACUUUAGGGAUUUCUUUGACAUUGUUUCAAUUGAGCACUAUUCCGGGAAGCAUAUUAUAUCAUCGAACAGCGAGGAUUACAAUCAUAAUUCUCGGACUGACCGUUUUGUGUUCUAUGUGUCCUUGUGGAUUUUUUAUCAUAUACAUUUGGAGAAGAAUACUCUCUACAUACACACACUCCGUUGUCCUACAACACAACCUGGCCUUCUACAGAAGCAGUAAAUGUUUGAUGUAUUUUGACAACUCUACUGAUCUCUCAAAACCUACGCUUUAUAUCUUCAGAUACGAUACUACUGAAUGUGAGAAAUAUCUGGUGUCUUUGUUGAAGAAAAAUGUACCAGCUUUGGAUAUGGAUAUCGCUGAGGGUACAUUUUCUUUAGGAUCUUUCUAUGCCGUAACAUCUGCCAACUUCAACAGAAAUGGCGCUUGUGAGAGCAGAAGUACAGAAUAACUACGCCUCGGUUGACAAUGGUUUUCUCGGGGUGAAAAUUUUCAAUGUUACCCUCAAAUACAUGCAAUAUUAAUAUUUAUAUAAGAACAACCAUGAGGAAAAUGUUUUAGAAAUAAUAUUAUAUGCUUCCCGUGUGGCAAUACUGAAAAGGUAGAAUGUCUGUAUAGACAGUAAAAAUAAAGGUUUAACUACUGGUCAAAGGCUACCAUAAUGAUACAUGUAAGUUUGAUCUCUCAAAAUACUUAUAAGCAACUGGUCAUUUGAGUCAUUUUGUAUGACCUUUGACCUUGUGACUUGAAAUCCAAUGGGGGUCUUCUAUUCAUUCAUAAGGGGGCAACAGUGUUUCAAGUUUGAUGUCUAUCAAGGAAAGACUUCUCAACGGACAAUAGCUUAUGUCCAGAGUGGUUUAACCUUUGUCCUUUUGACCUCAAAAUCAAUAGGGGACAUCUAUGUUUUAAGGUUCAUGUUAAAUAUUCAUUCAUAACACCACGUGAUGGAUUAUACUGACAGUUUCUAUGGAAAGGUAUUCCAAAAUAAGCAACAAAAAGAUAAGAUUCGGUAUACAUUUAAUCAAAAUGUUGGGAAAUUAAACAUUAUCUUUAUAUUAUUAUUGUAAACAGAUUGUUAGAAAUGUGUAAAUAUGUUUCUUUCCAUUUUUUGAAUAGAAAUGAUGUGUUUAUAGUAAUGAAAUGAAGAAUAAGAAACAUACGUUACUUUCAUUGUUUAUUAUAACAAAGAGCAAUCCAGGUUUCAAAAUAUGUGUUUGUUAUUUCUCUAAGAAUCAUGAGCAUUCAUAUAGCGAAACAUCAAUCUUUUACUUUUGUUUUAAUCGCAUAUUUAUUGCAAAUUAACAAAUUCCGAAGAAACGACACAUUUGGUAAUUGUUUUUGCUUGUCUACGUUAUAUGUCUAUUAAAAUUGGUAUUUCCAUUGAAUUAAGUGAUGUCAUUAUGAUUUUGCAACAUCAAUCGUAAAGAAUAACUGAUGAUGACAUCAUUUUGGCAUGAUAUUUUCAUGGAUGUACUGUUGUGUAAGUGUUGAACUUGAAACAUCCGUUACAUAAUUAUAGCGCUACUUAAUUUACAUACAAAAAAGCUAUCGUUCUAUAGCUAUUGCUAAUCUUUUGUUUUCAUGUUUCAUACAUAUUGAACUGUUCGGGAAUAUUUGUUAAUCAAUUUUAUUUUCUGCCAUUUCAAAGAUAUUAAAAGUGAUAUCUAGUCGUUUAUUUUGCGCUCUUAAAGUCUUAUUGCUGACUUUUACAGCGGAUAAUUUCUUGUUGUGUUGAUUAAAUAUUUUCUUUCAAAA